Drosophila eugracilis is the source of this 1978-nucleotide messenger RNA. Its product is annotated as putative inorganic phosphate cotransporter. The transcript is spliced from 4 exons. NCBI's taxonomy places the organism in Eukaryota, Metazoa, Arthropoda, Insecta, Diptera, Drosophilidae. Gene Ontology annotation, molecular function: transmembrane transporter activity. The record is from RefSeq and is a predicted model, not a curated record. The coding region runs from base 411 to 1862 and encodes 483 amino acids. Gene Ontology annotation, cellular component: plasma membrane. Gene Ontology annotation, biological process: monoatomic anion transport; transmembrane transport.
UGUAUAAUUGUAAGUAGAUGACACCUUUACAUGUCCUCUCUGCUGAAAGUAGCCACAACAAUCCAAAGUGUCUUCUUACAAUCGCGCAGAGUUGCCACUGAAACAGCGAAGCAGAUAAAAGAAAGAUAGUUUAAUUUUAGUUUAUUUUAACAAGUAAAAUUUGUUUUUAUUGAUGGCACAAAGUACAUACAUAGGUCAUAAAGCAAUACUUAUUGCUGCACGGAAAAAGUCCUUCUAGGGCCGACAUAAGAACAACUGGAACAGGAGAAACAUACUUUUUGGGAAGUGUAGUAUAAAUUGGUUCUGUAUUUUAUUCUGGACCGGGUAGGUGCAGAACCCCUUCACUACAGAAAAUGCGGAAAUGCGGGGUGAUUGAGUAACUUAAAUGUUAUCAUAGCAGCCCUGACCGGAUGAGAUGUAAUCGACGACAAGGACCUAAUAUUGGCAUUCGUCACCUGCAGGCUCUUCUGCUGUUCUUAGCCAUCGUCGUGAACUACACAGCCCGGCUCAGCGUGAGUGUGGCCAUAGUGGCCAUGACGGAUGCGGCCACCACCAAUCUGGACUUUCCGGAGUACGAUUGGACUGGUGCGCAGCAGUCGUAUGUCCUGUCUAGCUUCUACUGGGGCUAUAUCGUCACCCAGUUUCCAGCCGGAUUUCUCGUACGGAGAUUUGGAGCUAAGACCAUUCUGCUCAUACCAACAGUGGGAACGGCUUUCCUAAGCGGACUCACACCAUACUGCGUAGCAUGGGGAGGAUGGAAGGCUUUCAGCGUCAUAAGAUUUGUGGAGGGUCUCUUCCAGGGUCUGAUAUUUCCUUGCAUACAUGAGCACCUAGCCAAGUGGUCUCCGCCAGAGGAUCGCAACCGAUUGGGCGCCUUUGCGUACUCUGGAGCCGACUGCGGAUCAGUUCUGGCCAUGGCAAGCAGCGGAUUGAUUGCGAACAGCGGCAUGGGCUGGCCCGGAAUAUUCUACGUGUCGACAGGUACAUGUGGGAUAUGGUGCCUGCUCUGGGUGAUUCUCGGUGCGAAUAACGCGCCUAGUUCCCGGCUUAUUGGCGACCGCGAAAAGGAGCACAUCGAACGCUCUAUGAAGAGACCCGAAGGCUUUCACGCCCAAAAUAUUCCUAUUCCAUGGAGGGCCAUCUGGACAUCCGUUCCUUUUUACGCAUUGCUGAUUGUGCGGGGUGCCCAGGGUUGGGCCAACUCCACAAUGCAGCUACAGACACCCUCCUACAUGCACGGCGUCCUGGAGAUGGACAUCAAGAGUAACGCGCUGUACUCGGCUCUACCCUUCUUGGCCAUGUGGGGUAUGUCCUACGUUUACCUGGCCUUUGCGGACAUAGCCAUGUCGCGCAAUUGGAUGACGCUAACCAUGCUUCGCAAAUUGAUUAACACAGUUUCCUACUGGGGUCCGGCUGCGGCUCUCAUUGGAAUUGGGUUUCUAGACAAGAAUCAGACUAGUCUGGCCAUCGCUUUGAUGACAAUUAACGCCGGCCUAAAUGCGGGCUCUGGAAUUGGCAGCAUUCUGACCAUAAUCGACAUGUCGCCAAACCACUCCGGGAUGUUGAUGGCUAUUGUGAACGGAAUUGGCAAUAUAUUUCCGCUUUUAACGCCCCUAUUAGUGGGUGUCAUUGUCACCGAUCAGGGCUCGCGAAGCCAGUGGCAGAUUGUGUUUGCAAUGACUGCCAUUGUUUUUUUUUUCGGCAACCUGGUGUACCUUAUUUGGGGCACUACCGACCAGCAGGCUUGGGAUGCUGAAGACUAUCUCAAAACCCGAGACCCAGGGUGCAUACGGAUUGACCAUCGAAUGAAUCUCAAGCCCAUGGCGGACACGAAACCCAAAGAAGUCAUUAAAGCAACAUAAUUAGCGGCAGGAAAUUCGGGAAUUGGCGCGAUGAGUGUGGAAUGGCUGAUCUGCGGCCAGCUCUGAUUCAUAGUGCACCGAGCGUUGCCAUUUUAAUUAAAAAUUCUUAAAACGUU